Molecule: messenger RNA, 1143 nt
Organism: Trichoplax adhaerens
Lineage: Eukaryota; Metazoa; Placozoa; Uniplacotomia; Trichoplacea; Trichoplacidae
Exons: 2
Coding region: 1-1143 (380 amino acids)
Source: RefSeq, a predicted model, not a curated record
AUGUUGGAUUCGUUAGACUUGAUAUUAAUCGCCGAGUUUCAUAAAUCGACUCCAUUUAUUUUUAAUUCUAUUAUCGCAGGCCAAUGUAGCUCUCGCCGGAAUUAUUUAUCGACCGACGUUAUUAUUGCUAGGUUAGAUGUUCAAUACUGUGGUACGUUGCGAGAUUCUUUAAGUCAGUUCAUUCGCUUCCGGGAAGAAAAGUACCAUCAAAUCUGCCGUUGUAAUAAUGAUGAGUCUCUGCACAGUAUGCAUCGCUUUUCUAAUAUCUUUGAAGACGUUAACAGCAUAAGCGAUCACUCACUACCUGGUAAAAAUAUUUAUCGAGCUGAGAAACAUCAACAAUCCAAACAGAAGUUAUUCAAAGAUAAAGAUGUUGAUGCCAAAAGUGAUCGUUAUUCCAGUGAUCUGAUUUUUAAUAGUCAAAAUACGCAAAUUGACUUCAUCCAAGAAAAGAGAGUUGUUAAUCUUGGAAUAGUUCAACAAGGUUUACCUCACUGGAUCAUCUAUAUCCCUAUUGCUCUCUACAGUAAAAGAUUUCGUCAAUUUCUACAGUUUAUUGUAGUACUCUAUACACUUUUCUCGGUAGUUUGGGCGACAUGGCAAUUAUAUAAGAAUGUCUCUUUUAUUAAAGUUUCAUUACAACCUUUAGUUAUUGCUAUGGGCCAUUACUUUGAUUAUUUCAUUUCCUUCGUGGACCAGACCCUGUUGAGAUUUACCCACUAUUGGCUUAAAUGCUUUAAACCGGUGUGUAUAUUGUUUACUUCUGCCUUUCCAUGGAUCUCAAUUUACGACUUUAUUGAGCAGUUAUUGUUUACGAUUCUAAUUGAUGAAGAGACAACCGACGCUUUAAGUAAUUUGUGGCGAUUACUAAAAUAUUUACUGAAUUUGGGUAUCCAUUCCUUUCGCGGUAUUGUAUUUGUUUUAGAAGCGUUGCGUGUAAAAAAAUUACUUGGUCUGCUAUUCGACAUUAUAGCCAACAUUCGAAAUAAUAUAAAUUCAACAUCUAUUCCAGUGUUGACAGUUAAAGAGCAGUUAGCUCUUAUCCGAUCUUUAACAGUUAAUCAUAUUCGCUCUCUUUACUUCGGAAUUUUUACAAUUGUGCGAGCGCAUAAUUUAAUUGUUUUUUGUGUCAUGCACCAGUAA